This is a messenger RNA of Neocloeon triangulifer, 2019 nucleotides long. It is a transcript of the gene Dip-B, whose product is annotated as putative aminopeptidase W07G4.4. Gene Ontology annotation, biological process: proteolysis. Lineage: Eukaryota; Metazoa; Arthropoda; Insecta; Ephemeroptera; Baetidae. The transcript is spliced from 12 exons. Gene Ontology annotation, molecular function: manganese ion binding; metalloaminopeptidase activity. The record is from RefSeq and is a predicted model, not a curated record. Bases 301 to 1872 code for a protein of 523 amino acids. Gene Ontology annotation, cellular component: cytoplasm.
AAGGAACCGUGCUGCCACCUGGAUGACAAUUGGUUUUUUGGUCAACAAAACCCAAAACAAAAAUAAUUUUUCGAUCUCAUUUUUAGAGUCACAUGAAAGCUGCUGUUGAAACACAGCGGGACUCAUUAUUUAUCUACUGAUCUCGACGUUCUUGGCGCCUUUAUCUCUGCACUUGGGGAUCUACUAAGCUGCUGCAACUUGUCACAGCAAAUCGCUUCGCUUCGCUGCACGUUGACAUUUUGCAUUAUUGUAAUACUUUUUUGCAGAUCAACCGUGUGAAUUGUGAUUGGACGGUCAAAAAUGAAGCCGGACACGCUGCCAUGCCCAGUUUUUGGUGCGUCUGAUUUUGACAAUGCGCCAUCAAGUGAUGGAAUUUUGCUCAUCUGCCAACAAUUGGAGACGGCAAAGUCUUCAGGCCUCCCUUCUGCUCUUUUUGCUCCAAUUGAGGAUCAGGCUGGAGUGGACGAAGCUCUGCACUCGGAAGGUGCCGUCCUGAAAACUCAGCUGCCACAGAAGAGACUCGUCUACGCCCCCACUGGGCCACUCAACCCUGAUUUUGAUGAUGUUAGGAGCUUUGCUGAAACUGGUGCCAAAGCUGUGAAAAGAGCUUUGAAAGCUGGAAUCAAGUUCCCUGUGUUGGUUCUUCCACCAAGCAGUCCCGACUACCCUGAAUGUGAUUUGAUCUCCCUUUUGGGUGUCCUUGAAGCUUUGUAUGUGCCUCUCCAACUUCGCGAGGAGGUAAAAAGUCGAGCUUCAAAGGUGCAGGGACUUUACGUUGUGCACCAAGACAAGAAUCGCUUGGAUUACCUUUUGAAAGUGGGCAUUGCCAUGGAGCAGGGCAGAUUUGUUGCACGAGACCUUGGAGGUGGAGAUCCAGAGCGAAUGGCUCCUCCGAAAUUUGCUCAGCACUUAGUUGAUCUCUUUGAGGGUUCGAAAAACAUUAAGAUCUCAGUUGAAACUGAUCAAAAAGAGUUGGAGAAAAAGUACCCCUUGUUCGGAGCUGUAAAUCGUGCUGCUAGUGUGAUUGAAAGGCAUCAGGGUCGAAUCGUCCACCUAACUUACAAAGGUGCAGGCCCCAUUGACAAAACUCUGUGCCUCGUCGGCAAAGGUGUGACCUAUGACACAGGUGGCGCCGACAUUAAGGCUGGAGGAGUUAUGGCCGGCAUGUCCAGGGACAAAUGCGGUGCUUCGGCCAUUGCUGGUUUCAUGCAGACCCUGAGUGUUUUGGCUCCAAAAGGAAUUGAAGUGAGAGCCAAGUUGGGCGUUGUGAGGAACAGUGUUGGCGAAAACUGUUAUGUGGCUGACGAGGUCAUCACUGCUAGGAGUGGGGUCAGGGUCAGAAUCGGAAACACUGAUGCUGAGGGCAGAAUGGCCAUGUGUGACCUCCUAACUCAGUUCACAGAAGAGUGCGUGAAGGAAAAGUUGGUGAAUCCUCACUUGAUGACUGUUGCCACUCUUACUGGACAUGCUUGUUUGAGUGUCGGAUUAGGUUAUUCGAUUUGCAUGGAUAACGCAGUUGCUCGAAAAGAGGGUCAUGCUAGAAGUUUGCAGAGUGCCUCGGAAAUUAUUGGCGACCCAUUCGAAAUCAGCACCAUCAGGCGUGAAGACUACGCAUUUCAUCGAGGCAAAGGAGAGGUGGAGGAUGUGCUUCAGUGCAACAACAAACCCUCCAGUCAGACUGCAAGGGGACAUCAAGGCCCAGCAGCCUUUCUGCUCAUCACUUCUGGACUUGAAAAGCAUGGCUUGGGUUCAAACACCCCACUCAAGUAUUCGCAUUUGGAUAUUGCGGCAUCAUGCGGGGAUUUGCCUCACGAACCGACUGGCGCUCCGAUUUCCGCCUUCACGUACUACCACCUGAAAAACCGAUUCUAAAGUGGACAACCAAUAAUGAAGAUAAAUUACAAGAGGAGCUGAAUUGUAAACGGAUAUUUUUUAAUUAGGUUUUUUACUCGUUUUGUCCGGUAUAUCAUAAAAAAAAAACCAAAAAAGAAAAAAAAACUUUGUGCGUUGGAAUAAUUU